Messenger RNA from Olea europaea var. sylvestris, 943 nucleotides. RefSeq lists its product as uncharacterized. The record is from RefSeq and is a predicted model, not a curated record. The transcript has 10 exons. The coding region runs from base 30 to 695 and encodes 221 amino acids. Lineage: Eukaryota; Viridiplantae; Streptophyta; Magnoliopsida; Lamiales; Oleaceae.
ACUAAUUGUUGUGCAUUUCCUGGAUUCUAAUGCAGAAGCACGAGGGUUAUCCAUCAGGUUCGAUGGUUGACUUUGCUUGUGAUGCUUAUGGAUCUCCAAUAUUAGCUCUCAGUAACUUGGCAGUGCAUGCAAAGGACCUGUUAGCUAAUCCCAAAUGCUCACUGCUUGUCGCAAAAGAUCCAGAGGAUAGGUCUGACUUAGUUAUUACAGUACACGGCGAUGCAACUCCAGUCGAUGCGAUGGAAAGAGAUGCUGUUCGUUCUGCAUAUUUGGCUAAGCAUCCCAAUGCAUUUUGGGUUGACUUUGGUGACUUCCAAUUUCUGCGCAUUGAACCCAAAGUUGUACGAUAUGUCACAGGUGUUGCGACAGCUUUGUUGGGGUCGGGAGAAUUCAGCAAGGAGGAGUUUAGAACGGCCAAAGUGGAUCCCAUAUUUCAGUUUUCAAAGCCUAUAACUUCCCACAUGAAUAAGGAUCAUACAGAGGAUACAAAGCAGAUCGUGCAGCACUCUCUGUCAAUACCGGUGGAUUUUGCUUACAUGUUGGACGUAGAUAGUCUUGGUUUCAAUGUGAAGGCUGGCUGCCAAGGAGAGACAUUCAAAAUUCGAAUUCCUUUUACUAGACGUGCGGUGGACAGAAAGGAUGUUAAGACACUCAUAGUUGAAAUGCUUCAAUCAGCCAAGACUCAAGGAAAUUGAUUCCAUCUUUUUACUGGGAAUAAAGCAUCAGCAUGGAAGGGUAAAAUGAGAUGAUGUUGAACGUGUGAAUGCCUACGAACGUUCCCUUAGUAUGUAUAUUGGUUGGAGUGUGCGAGUGAAUAAGCAGUUGUUUGAAUCAGAUGGAUGUAAAAUCAGAAUCUUGCGAUGUCAGAUUUAGAAAGUCGGCUUGUGCAAAUUACCUAUAGAAUGUUUUAGAAAAUCUUAAUGCUAGAUAAAUUGUUCAACUA